Molecule: messenger RNA, 675 nt
Organism: Necator americanus (New World hookworm)
Lineage: Eukaryota; Metazoa; Nematoda; Chromadorea; Rhabditida; Ancylostomatidae
Exons: 7
Coding region: 1-675 (224 amino acids)
Biological process (GO): anterograde axonal transport; protein transport
Cellular component (GO): lysosomal membrane
Molecular function (GO): GTPase activity; GTP binding
Source: RefSeq, a predicted model, not a curated record
AUGAUGUUACCUGUUCGUACUCUCUGUUAUCCCAAUCCUCGCGCAACUGUCGCUGCACACUCAUCCGAACCCGAACAGAAAGCUUCAACGAGCUGGACUACUGUCCUCUACUCCAAAAUGUUUGCGAUGAUAAACAGGGUCUUGGAGUGGUUUCGUAGCUUGUUUUGGAAGGAGGAAAUGGAGCUGACGCUAGUCGGGCUUCAGAACUCUGGGAAGACAACAUUCGUGAAUGUUAUAGCGAGCGGACAAUUCACAGAAGACAUGAUUCCAACCGUCGGAUUCAACAUGAGGAAGAUUACUAAGGGCAAUGUCACUAUAAAGUUGUGGGAUAUUGGUGGUCAACCACGUUUUCGAUCUAUGUGGGAGCGAUACUGUCGAGGAGUGAACGCUAUAGUAUUCAUGGUUGAUGCUGCUGACGAGGACAAACUGGAGGCAUCCCGCAACGAACUGAUGCAGCUGUUGGACAAAGCUCAGCUGGAUGCAAUUCCAGUUCUUGUGCUAGGAAAUAAAAAAGAUCUCCCUGGUGCGCUGGAUGAGCGACAACUUAUUGAACGCAUGAAUCUGUCAGCGAUACAAAACCGCGAAAUCUGCUGUUAUUCAAUCUCUUGUAAAGAAAAAGAAAAUAUAGAUAUUACUCUGCAGUGGUUGAUUCAACAUUCAAAGAGUCAGCGCUAA